AUGACAGAAGAGCUGAAGGAACUUGAGUCUCGCAUGUCAGAUGGUAAAACCUUCAACGUGGAAGAUGCUAAAAAGUUCUCCAGAUUGUCUAGUUUCACUACCGUGUACCAGGAGUAUCUUGGAGAGAAAAGUAACUACGAGGGUCUAGUAUCCAUGGCGAAUGACCCAGAAGAUGUUGAUCUACAGGCUGAAGCCAAGCUAGAGCUUGAAGAGAGUAUACCGAAAAUGGAUAAGCUAGCUUCUGGUGUGACAUCCAAAUUGCUGCCUCCGCAUGAGUUCUCCGAUAGAGGAUGUAUUUUGGAGCUGAGACCCGGUGCGGGUGGCCAGGAAGCUAUGAUAUUUACCCAAGACUUGCUCACCAUGUACUAUAAGUAUGCCCAGGUUCAUCGGUGGAAAUGUGAGAUUUUGUCGCAAAACGAAAGUACUUCUGGUGGUCUUGUAGACGGGUCUCUUUUGAUAGACCAUCCUGGUGCUUAUGAUAGGCUGAGACACGAGGCUGGUGUUCAUAGAGUUCAACGUGUUCCACAAACAGAGGUAAAGGGGAGAGUCCAUACAUCUACUGCGGCAGUGGUGGUGUUACCGAAGAUUGAGGAAGGUGCUGAUGAAGGAGAGAGAAAGUUUGCUGGUGAUGAGCUUCGAAUUGACGUAAUGAGGGCAAGUGGGUCAGGUGGUCAGCAUGUUAACACGACCGAGUCAGCAGUCAGAAUCACACACAUUCCAACUGGAAUAGUGGUGAUCAACCAGGAUGAGCGGUCACAGCAUAAAAAUAAGGCCAAGGCAUUGAUGGUGUUGAGAGCCAGACUGGCCGAGAAAGAGAGAUUGGAAAAAGUGCAGAAGGAAAGAGCUGAGAGAAGGGACCAGGUCUCCUCCACAGAUCGUUCUGACAAAAUCAGAACUUAUAAUUUCUCGCAAAACAGGGUUACUGAUCAUAGGUGUGGUCUUUCAUUGCACGAUCUAAGUGGAUGUAUGAAUGGUGAGAGUCUGGACCAGGUGAUAGAUGCCGUUGAGGCAAAGGAGACCGAGUUGCAGUCGCUAAGACUCAUUGAAGACUUGGAGCAUGUAAAUAAAUAG
Messenger RNA from Kuraishia capsulata CBS 1993, 1071 nucleotides. RefSeq lists its product as uncharacterized. The record is from RefSeq and is a predicted model, not a curated record. Gene Ontology annotation, biological process: translational termination. Lineage: Eukaryota; Fungi; Ascomycota; Pichiomycetes; Pichiales; Pichiaceae. Gene Ontology annotation, molecular function: translation release factor activity. The coding region runs from base 1 to 1071 and encodes 356 amino acids. The transcript has a single exon.